AUUUCAUCUGUCACAGUUUUCCAUUAUAUUUUGGUCUCUUGGAUCGGAUGGACGACUAUAUUUUCAUUAUAAAUUACAUUACAUUGAAGUCAGUGAAGAAAUCAUUUUUAGCGAACCAAAAUGGCCACACCACCAAUUCAAGAUCUUCCACCACCGGGUGGCUACAACCCAAUCAAUAUAAAGCGUGUUCAAUUGAAGCCAAUUCUUAGUGCAAAAAUGUGCUUUCUUGGGUUUAUUGGUCUAUCAGCUGGUGCAAUGUAUAUGUUCUAUUUAACCGAUCGCAAAAUGCAACGUGAAGAAAUCGAAAUGAGAUCAUGCCGAAAUGUUUUACUGCCAAUUGUAAUGGCCGAACGUGAUCGUGAAUAUUUGAAGCAAUUGCGUCGUAAUCGAGAUGAAGAGGCAAGACUCAUGGCAGAUGUGCCCGGCUGGAAAGUUGGAACUUGGUUCGGCGAGCCAAUUUAUAAAACAGUUAAAAGUGAUGCAUGGAUCGAUCCGAGCAUCAAUGAAUUCUAUUGUCACACAUCAUACGACAAAUUCUUGGAACGUGUAGAAUUUAGACAUCAAUUCUAAUUCAAUUGUUUCACAAGAAUUCUCCAUAGAGAAACAUAGUUACUAAAAAACAAAAUAAAUGCAUACCAAAUACAUUUAAA
Messenger RNA from Contarinia nasturtii (swede midge), 650 nucleotides. It is a transcript of the gene ND-B16.6, whose product is annotated as NADH dehydrogenase [ubiquinone] 1 alpha subcomplex subunit 13. The coding region runs from base 121 to 570 and encodes 149 amino acids. The transcript is spliced from 2 exons. The record is from RefSeq and is a predicted model, not a curated record. Lineage: Eukaryota; Metazoa; Arthropoda; Insecta; Diptera; Cecidomyiidae.